Messenger RNA from Emiliania huxleyi CCMP1516, 729 nucleotides. RefSeq lists its product as hypothetical. Lineage: Eukaryota; Haptophyta; Isochrysidales; Noelaerhabdaceae. Gene Ontology annotation, molecular function: methyltransferase activity. Gene Ontology annotation, biological process: lipid biosynthetic process; DIM/DIP cell wall layer assembly. The record is from RefSeq and is a predicted model, not a curated record. The transcript has a single exon. The coding region runs from base 1 to 729 and encodes 242 amino acids. Gene Ontology annotation, cellular component: plasma membrane.
AUGGCUUUAGCCUCGGCUGUUGGGCUUCUAUUCGCAGUGCACAACAACUCACCUCAGUGCGCCUCGUUUCCGCGGCUCGCGGCUCCGAAGGCUAUACCUGGCAAGGUUGAGACCGCCAUCCGGACCUAUCAGAACGCUUACGAGAGCCGCCACCUGCACCAGCUGCAGCGUUUCUUGGGGGUGCGCCUUGGGCAGAAUCCCAAUGAUCAGCAGGUGAUUUCUGAGAUACUGUACGACGUGAAGCCAGAUCUCAUCGUGGAGACUGGCACGAAUUCAGGCGGUAGUGCAAUAUGGUUGGUGUCUUUGAUGUCGUUCAUCAAUCCGUCGUGCAAGGUGAUUACGGCUGAUCCUCGAACACCAGAUGAUUGGGCUGCACACUGGAAUGCGAGUGGAUUGAGAGCGGCUGAGUUGCCAAGCGCAAAGCCUCAAUGGAAGCGCGUUGAGUACUACAAGGGGUUCUCCACAGAUCGCGCUUUCAUUGAGCGAGUAGCCUUGCUGUCCGCAGACGCCGAGAGGGUGCUGGUGCUUCUGGACAGCGACCACAGCCUCGGGACCGUGAAGGCAGAGCUUGAGGCCUUGCACCGGUUUGUGACCCCGGGCAGCUACAUCAUCGUAGAGGACACGUACUCCACGAUCAAACCGGGCGUAGCCGCCAAGGCCUUUGUGGCUUCGUCAGCGACGCUGGUCGUGAGUACCUCAUGUUCUCGCAGCACCGGGGUGGCUACUUGA